Molecule: messenger RNA, 2418 nt
Organism: Diplodia corticola
Lineage: Eukaryota; Fungi; Ascomycota; Dothideomycetes; Botryosphaeriales; Botryosphaeriaceae
Product: glutamate carboxypeptidase ii
Exons: 2
Coding region: 1-2418 (805 amino acids)
Molecular function (GO): carboxypeptidase activity
Source: RefSeq, a predicted model, not a curated record
AUGGUCACGACCCACGACGAGAAGCAAGCCGCAAUGGCCGACGAACGCACCCCGCUCAUCGCCGUCGUGCGGGUUGGAGAGCGCCCGCCGCGAUACCCUAACCACUCCCUCCGCCGCAUCUGCACCUACGUGCUCGCCAUCGUCCCCGCCAUCGUCCUUGGCGCUGUUCUCGCCUCGCUUUUCAUCCUCCCUCCAUACUACCCCGGCGACAAGGCCAUCGCCGACAACGAGUUCGCCGCCGCCAUAAGUGGGGGCCACAGUCUGAGCCAUGCCUGGCCUUUGAGCGACGGCUUGAGCUUCGAGGAGCUGGAGGAGAUUCUCCUGACCACCCCCAGUGCCGAAAAGGCCCGCGAGUACAGCAAGUACUACACGGCCGGGCCCCAUCUGGCCGGCAAGAACAUCAGCCAGGCCAUCUGGACCAAGGAGAAGUGGCAAGAGUUUGGCGUCCCCAAGGUCGACCUUGUGACGUACGACACCUACCUGAACUACCCGCUCGGCCACCGCCUGGCGCUGCUCCAAAAGAGCAACGAGUCCGAGAGCGAUACCGAACAUGUUGACGCCUGGAAGGUGGCGUACGAGGCGAGCCUGGAAGAGGACGUCCUGGAGGAAGACCCUACCAGCGGCCUCGAGGAUCGAAUCCCCACUUUCCACGGGUACAGCGCGUCCGGAAACGUGACCGCGCCCUACGUCUAUGUCAACUACGGAACCUACCAGGACUACGAGGACCUGCUCAAGGCCAACGUUAGUCUGGAGGGCAAGAUUGCGCUUGUCAAGUACGGAGGCAUUUUCCGCGGCCUCAAGGUCAAGCGCGCCGAGGACCUGGGUAUGGUUGGCACCAUCAUCUACUCCGACCCUGGUGAUGAUGGAGAAGUCACCGAGUUGAACGGCUACAAGGCCUACCCCGAGGGCCCCGCCAGGAACCCUAGCAGUGUCCAGCGCGGCAGCACUCAGUUCCUGAGUUUUGCUCCUGGCGACCCUACAACCCCCGGCUACCCGUCCAAGCCCGGUGUUCCCCGCGACGAGGUCAAGGGCAAGAUCCCCUCGAUCCCCUCGAUCCCCAUUUCCUACACCGAUGCUCUGCCGCUGCUCAAAGCUUUGAAUGGCCACGGCCCCAAAGCCGACGACUUCAACAAGUACUGGAAGGGCGGCGGUCUUGGUCACAAGGGCGUCGAGUACAACAUUGGUCCCUCUCCUGACGAUCUGGUCAUCAACCUUGUCAACGAGCAGGAAUACGUCACUACUCCCCAAUGGGAUGUCAUUGGCAUCAUCAACGGUACCAUUCCUGACGAGGUCAUCGUCCUCGGCAACCACAGGGAUGCCUGGAUCGCGGGUGGCGCUGGCGACCCCAACUCGGGCUCUGCUGCCUUCAACGAACUGAUCCGCUCCUUUGGCAUCGCUCUGUCCAAGGGGUGGAAGCCCCUCCGCACCGUCGUCUUCGCCAGCUGGGACGGCGAAGAGUACGGCCUCAUCGGCUCGACAGAGUGGGUCGAGGAAUACCUGCCCUGGCUGAACGCGGCCGCCGUCGCCUACAUCAACGUCGACGUCGGCGCCACGGGCCCGCACUUUGGCGCCUCGGCCGCGCCCCUGCUCGACGGCGCCCUCAUCGAGGCCACGCUCAAGGUCCAGAGCCCCAACCAGACGGUCGCCAACCAGACGGUGGGCGACGUGUGGGACCGGCACAUCAGCACCAUGGGCAGCGGCUCCGACUUCACGGCCUUCCAGGACUUCGCCGGCAUCCCGUCGGUCGACCUCGGCUUCAAGCCCGACGCCAAGAGCCCCAUCUACCACUACCACAGCAACUACGACUCGUUCGCGUGGAUGGACCGCUUCGGCGACCCCGGCUUCGCCUACCACGAGACCAUCGCCAAGGUCUUCGCCGUCCUCGCCGCCCAGCUCAUCGAGUCGCCCGUCAUCGCCUUCAACGCGACCAACUACGCCGUCGGCCUGCGGCGCUACCUCCAGUCAGUCCUGGACAAGGCGGACGCCGACUCCCCCAAGGGCGUCAUCAGCAAGUGGCAAAUCGCCCGGCUGGUGGCGCCCAUCGCGAAAGCCAUCGACAAGCUGCACCAGCAGGCGGCGCGCGUCGACGCCGACGCGGCCGAGCUCCGCGACGAGAUCGCCCGCAACAAGAUCCCGUGGUGGAAGUGGUGGAAGAAGAUGGCGCUGUACCGCAAGGUGCGCGCCGUCAACGUCAAGUACAAGUUCCUCGAGCGCCAGUUCCUGUUCGCCGGCGGCCUCGACGGCAGGCCGUGGUUCAAGCACGUCGUUUUCGCGCCGGGGAUCUGGACCGGGUAUGCGGGCGCGACGUUCCCCGGUUUGGUGGAGGCGGUCGAGGCGGGCGAUCUGGCGGCGGCGGAGAAGUGGGCGGGGAUCAUUAAGGGGUUGGUGUAUAAGGCUGUGGGGAGCUUGAAGCAUUAG